Messenger RNA from Apaloderma vittatum (bar-tailed trogon), 81 nucleotides. RefSeq names its product acylphosphatase-1-like. The annotation marks the transcript as partial. The transcript has a single exon. Lineage: Eukaryota; Metazoa; Chordata; Aves; Trogoniformes; Trogonidae. The record is from RefSeq and is a predicted model, not a curated record.
UCCCGCAUCAGCCGAGCUGAGUUCAGCAAUGAGAAGGUUAUCACGGCGCUGGAGCACAAGGAGUUCCAGAUUUUGAAGUAA